AGAGAAGAUCUAUGCCAUGGACAUUCAUGCUCGAAGCGUGCCGGUUGUUCUUGUUGGAAAAAAUUGCGUGUUGGGGGUCGGAGAUCUGGCAGGCUGUGCUGCCAUCCUCUAGUGUUCUGCUGAGCGAUGUGCUGCAAGAAGAGGCUUGUGUUAACGCUGCGCCGCUCAGGGGAUCGCGUGGCGUGGAUCGUGUGGAUGGUGGCAUCCUCAACACGUAUGCCUUUCCAGCGGCGGGCCUCGCAGCAGCGGCAGCGACCGCCUUCAACCACAGCGCCAUCGCCAGCAUCACGCGUGCCACGUGAGUCGAGGCGGCGACAGGAGGAGGAGCAGGGCGCCGCUGAGACCUCUGCCGCGGAAGCUGAGGAGAAGGAUGGGGGGGGCGUGAGGAAGAAGAGGCGGAGGCCGCCGGCCUACUGGUCCAAUGAUGAGAAUAUUAGGAACGAGGUGGUGAAGUUCUGGGCCGACCUCGGAGUUACCUCUGACAAGAUACCCAACCAGACCCUCAUGCACUUCUUCAGGGCCCACGCCCUCAAGUACGGCGUCGCCAUGCGCGGCGGCGUGGACGACUGCGCGGAGUGGCUGAACGUGGAAGCCAUCCCCGGGAAGUGGAGCCUGGCGCUCCUGGAACGCGAGGUGGCUCAGCUGCUCGAAGAAGGAAAGCUCGGCAGCAAGGGCGUCGCAUCGGGACCCCAGGGAGGAGGCUCCGAGCUCAUCAAGAUAGCGACGAAGGGUUGGCCGAGUAGAGAGGCCUUGGAGACGGGGAACCGCGCCAGCGAGAGCAAGCACAUGCUGGAGAAGUGCGCCUCCGGUUACUGGACCACGGGCAGCAACUUCGUGAGAGAAGUGUUGGCGUUCAACACGAACUACCAGCUCGAGGAGGGACUUCCGGCAGUGUGGAUGGUGAAACUGAUCGACAUGAUCAAUAACGGACGCCGGGAUAUCGUGAACGCGAUUCAGAGGGCGGGUGGCUAUGAUCCAGCCAUUGAACGCCUGGGGCUGGUACACCAUAUCGAGUGGAAGUCUUUCGCGGACCAGCUGGAAACUCUGCGAGAGCUGAAGGAGUUCCUCACCGUGGACGGGGUCCUGCCAGAAGAGGAUGCCAACACUCACGGCGUUCAACGAGGCGGGACGGGGGCGUCUCCGGAAAAAGAUCGUUCUCCUGGGCGGGCGCAAGCUCCUGGCCCGCAAGAUGGGUCUGGAGUACAAGCCCAAGGGCAAGGAAGGAGUCGAGGAAAUCGACGGCCUCCACUUCGGGAAUUUUGA
Messenger RNA from Ectocarpus siliculosus, 1263 nucleotides. The record is from the annotation of a GenBank genome assembly. NCBI's taxonomy places the organism in Eukaryota, Phaeophyceae, Ectocarpales, Ectocarpaceae.